GAGCCUGCGGCCGGCGCCCCUGGGAGAGUCCCUGGCCGGCCAAGGGGCUGAGCGAGCCCCAGUGCUGCCCGCUCCUCGGCGCUGCCGGCUUCUUCCCAGGCCAGCGCCUCCUGCGUCCUGGCGCUGCCUCCAGCAUGGCUUCCCCUGGGGCACUAGCAGAAAUGCCUAGGCAAUUUCCAAAGCUGAACAUUUCUGAGGUUGAUGAGCAGGUACGGAUUCUAGCAGAGAAGGUAUUUGCUAAAGUUCUCCGAGAAGAAGAUAGCAAAGAUGCCUUGUCACUAUUCACUGUGCCUGAAGACUGUCCUAUUGGGCAGAAAGAGGCUAAAGAGAGGGAACUGGAGAAGGAGUUGGCAGAACAGCAUUCUGUGGAGACAGCUAAGAGGAAGAAAAGUUUCAAGAUGAUUCGGUCCCAGUCCUUGUCAUUACAAAUGCCAACCCAAGAGUGGAAGGCACCAUCAGUCAGUUCGCUUCCCUCUCCUGCAACUCCAGUUCUUCCAGGUGUUGGUCAGCCACCCCAAGUGCCAUUUACAGUUCCAGAGUUUCAGAGAGUUACAAUUGGUGGGGAUUACUGUGCUGGGGUUACAGUUGAUGAUUACGAACAGGCUGCGAAGGGCCUGGUGAAAGCUCUGCUAAUUCGAGAGAAGUAUUGUCGCCUUGCUUACCAUCGCUUUCCAAGAACAACAGCACAGUAUUUAUGCAGUAUGCAAGAUGAAAAAUGGAAGAUGGAAGAUGAAGUAUGUCCAGAUUUCCAUCCACCCCCGGGAAAACUAGAGAAUCCUUACAACCUUGACGAUGCUCCAGGCAAUUUGGAUUAUGUUGUCAAAAUGCAAGGUGGCAUUCUCUUUGUCUAUGACAACAAAGAAAUGAUGAAACUCAAUGAGCCCCGGAGUCUGCCAUAUCCUGAUCUGGAGACCUACACAAUUGACCUUAGCCAUGUUCUUGCUAUGAUUGCAGAUGGUCCAACAAAAACAUAUUGCCACAGACGGCUUAACUUUUUAGAAUCUAAAUUCAGUUUACAUGAGAUGCUAAAUGAAAUGUCUGAAUUUAAAGAACUGAAGAGUAAUCCCCAUCGAGACUUUUAUAACGUGAGAAAGGUUGAUACUCAUAUCCACGCUGCUGCCUGUAUGAAUCAGAAACAUUUGCUGAAGUUUAUUAAGCGCACUUACAAAACAGAGUCAAAUCGGAUUGUGGCAGAGAAAGAAGGCAAGAAGAUGACUUUAAAGCAAGUGUUUGAGAGCCUUCACAUGGAUCCUUAUGACCUCACUGUAGACUCUUUAGAUGUCCAUGCUGGUCGCCAAACAUUUCAUCGGUUUGAUAAAUUUAACUCCAAGUACAAUCCAGUUGGAGCCAGUGAGCUAAGGGACUUGUACCUGAAAACUGAGAACUACCUUGGUGGUGAAUACUUUGCUCGUAUGGUCAAGGAAGUAGCUCGUGAGCUAGAAGAAAAUAAAUACCAGUAUAUGGAACCUCGGUUAUCCAUUUAUGGGCGGUCUCCAGAUGAAUGGAAGAAUUUGGCAAUAUGGUUCAUUGAACACAAGGUUUAUUCACCCAACAUACGCUGGAUAAUUCAGGUUCCCAGAAUUUAUGACAUAUUUAGGUCAAAAAAUCUUCUGGCUAAUUUUGGGAAAAUGUUAGAGAACAUCUUCUUACCUCUGUUUGAGGCAACCAUCAAUCCCACAGAUCACAGGGAGCUGCACCUCUUCCUCAAAUAUGUGACUGGCUUUGACAGUGUUGAUGAUGAGUCCAAACAUACCGACCACAUGUUCUCUAACAGAAGUCCUAACCCUGAGAUCUGGACCAGUGAAAAGAAUCCUCCAUAUAGUUACUAUUUGUAUUACAUGUAUGCCAACAUCAUGGUGCUCAACAACCUUAGAAAGGAAAGAGGCAUGAGUACCUUCCUAUUUCGCCCUCAUUGUGGAGAAGCUGGGUCCAUCACUCAUCUGGUGUCAGCCUUUCUGACAUCUGACAACAUUUCUCAUGGAUUACUCCUGAAGAAGAGUCCAGUUCUUCAAUAUCUUUAUUAUCUUGCACAAAUUCCCAUUGCCAUGUCUCCACUUAGCAACAAUAGCCUAUUCCUUGAGUAUUCAAAAAAUCCACUGCGGGAAUUUCUACAUAAGGGACUUCACAUUUCUCUCUCUACAGAUGAUCCUAUGCAAUUCCAUUAUACAAAGGAAGCACUUAUGGAGGAAUAUGCCAUAGCAGCUCAAGUGUGGAAACUGAGCACGUGUGACUCGUGUGAACUAGCAAGAAACAGCGUACUACAAAGUGGAUUAUCACAUAAGGAAAAACAAAAAUUCUUAGGGGUAAAUUAUUAUAAAGAAGGGCCUGAAGGAAAUGAUAUUCGAAAAACAAAUGUGGCACAGAUCCGAAUGGCUUUCAGGUAUGAGACACUAUGUAAUGAGCUCAGCUUCCUGUCUGACGCAAUGAAAUCAGAAGAGAUUACAGCUCUAUCUAAAGAGUCACAGCACCAAGAAACAAGCCAAUCUUCCACCUGACCACAUCCAUUUACCAUCUGCUUUUUAAUAAUGAAUCUUCUGUGACUGACAGCUGCCUAGAUACAACUGUUUGAACAAUACGGAGAAAAGUAUCUAUGGGAGAUAGAGUUAAACUGUGUGCAAAAUUAUUUUCUGUUGCAUUACACUCUUUAAUGUAAUAGUUUGUACAUACAUUAGGCUAUAUAAGACUGCAAUAAACACACGUCAGCUCAGAACUGCAUCAUUUAUGCUGCAUACUGGAUUUUAACUGUGCUUUGCAUUGUAGUUUUAAAACCAAUCAUAAUAUUAAUCAUGCUUGCAUCUGUGAUCUAUAGUAUUCUCCUGAAAACACAAGAUGCAUGACGACAGCAGAUGCUGGUAGUACACAUGCACCUGUUUUUUGUCACAACAGUUGUUAGUGGCAGUCAUACUAAACAGCGUUUUUAAAUUUAGCCUUUGGUUAAUUAGCAGAUUGUAUGAUGCACAAUUUAGUAGAGCUCACUUUCAUUAUGGAAAAUAUUUGGAGACACUUUCCAACCUGUAUGUAAAGUAUUCAGCAAUGAUCUUAGAAACCAGAUAAUUAUUGCAUAUCUUUUUCAUCAUUAUGAAUUGGUUAAAACAGUUCCAUCGGGUCAUUCUUAUCACCCAGUAUUUGGGGGUGAGUGUGAAAAAUAGAAGCUAACAUCUUUUUGCUAAUGAAAACAGAAAAUUGUGUGAAAAUGAUUACUGUACAUGUUAAACAUACAAUAAAAUGACUUUUCAAAA
Mauremys reevesii (Reeves's turtle) is the source of this 3239-nucleotide messenger RNA. It is a transcript of the gene AMPD3, whose product is annotated as adenosine monophosphate deaminase 3. Gene Ontology annotation, molecular function: AMP deaminase activity. NCBI's taxonomy places the organism in Eukaryota, Metazoa, Chordata, Testudines, Geoemydidae. The coding region runs from base 135 to 2495 and encodes 786 amino acids. Gene Ontology annotation, cellular component: cytosol. The record is from RefSeq and is a predicted model, not a curated record. Gene Ontology annotation, biological process: IMP salvage; AMP metabolic process. The transcript is spliced from 15 exons.